Rotaria sp. Silwood2 is the source of this 1167-nucleotide messenger RNA. The record is from the annotation of a GenBank genome assembly. Lineage: Eukaryota; Metazoa; Rotifera; Eurotatoria; Philodinida; Philodinidae.
AUGAAUCAGAUAAACCAAUUAUUCAAAUACACACCUCGUUUAAAACAUCUUCAGACAAUUGGGACUUCAAUUAAUGAUGAUUAUAUGCCAUCUCCACUUACAAUAUUAAUUGAUUUGAACAUUUAUUUUUCUGAUUGUUCUGAUUAUUCGAAAAUGAUUGUCUUCUUACAAAACAUUCCUAAUUUACGUUGUUUGGACAUUAACAUACCGUCUGAAUUGAUCGAUGGUCAUCAAUGGGAAUAUAUCAUUCGUAUUUACUUGCCCAAACUUAAAACAUUUCGACUCAAAAUGUGUAAAAGACUUCCUUUCGACAAUAUUAUACAAGAAUCCAUCGAUAGAUUGAUUGAUUCAUUUCGAAAUAUAUUUUGGAUUAAUGAGUGUCAAUGGUAUGUUCGAUGUUUUGCGUAUAAUAGACGUAUUCACCUACAUACUGUAUCUCAGUUGAUUAGUUGGUUUCCUGCUACGUGUUUGGACUUAUGGCGAUCGACAUAUCCACAUGAUAAUCAUGAAAUAUUUCAUAAUAACAUCGAUGGCAUUUAUGAUGAGACAUUUUUUAACAUACCAAUUCCAUCUCACAUUCGUUUAUCUAACAUUGAACAUCUUCAUAUAAAAUUUCCUAUUAAUGAUCAAUUUUGGUCGAUUGUUCCAAGUUUAAAGCACCUAUACUCGCUUACAAUAUCAUCCUAUGCUGAUACUUUUCAAUUUCAAUUGCAAGAUUUAUUUAAUCGAGCUCCUUAUCUUUACGCACUAACUAUUCGUCAAGAUGUAUCAUUAUCUUUACAAAUGUCAUUGUUCACUUGUACGAAUAUAUGCAUUUGUCAUCUUGAUCUUCGCGACUAUAAUCAUUAUUUUAAUGAAGAAGAAUCUAUUACAUUGAGUCAUUUAUCUCUUACUACUCAAUGUGAAGUUCUAUCUAUUAGAGUUCAUAAUCGUGAAAGUAUUAUUAUUCUUGUUACGAAUCUGAUUCAUCUUCGAAUAUUACAUAUUUGUUGGAAUGAUGAAAACAAUUCUGAACAAUUCCAAUUAACAGAAAAUAAUGGUAAAUGUUCUGGUAAAAGAACACAAAUUUUAGAUGAACUUGUUCAAUGGUUAAAAGAUCGAUUACCAUCAACAUAUUUGAUCAAUAAUGAUCCAUAUUAUGAUCAUGAUAUUUCAAUAUGGAUUUGA